This is a messenger RNA of Miniopterus natalensis, 1374 nucleotides long. RefSeq names its product calcium modulating ligand (gene CAMLG). The record is from RefSeq and is a predicted model, not a curated record. Gene Ontology annotation, cellular component: GET complex. NCBI's taxonomy places the organism in Eukaryota, Metazoa, Chordata, Mammalia, Chiroptera, Miniopteridae. Gene Ontology annotation, biological process: tail-anchored membrane protein insertion into ER membrane.
UGCCGCCACCAGCUCUACCAUCGCCACUCCCUGGUUGUGGAAGGGAAGAUGGAGCCGGUGACCGGCGCCACUGACAGCGGGGAGCGGCCGGGGGCCCCGGUGGGCGCAGGCCUGUCGGCUUCCCAGCGACGGGCCGAGCUGCGGCGGAGAAAGCUGCUCAUGAACUCGGAACAGCGCAUCAACCGGAUCAUGGGCUUUCACAGGCCCGGGGGCGGCGCGGAAGAAGAAAGUCAAACAAAAUCAAAGCAACAAGACAGUGACAAACUGAACUCCCUCACGAUUCCUUCAGUUUCAAAGCGAGUGGUGCUGGGUGAUUCGGUCAGUACAGGAACAACUGACCAGCAGAGUGGUGUGGCGGAGGUAAAGGGGACUGAUUUGGGAGACAAACUGGACUCUCUCGUUAAACCACCUGAGUGCAGUAAUGAUGUAAGCCUUGAGCUCCGGCAGCGGAACAGAGGGGACCUGACAGCAGACACUGUCCAGAGGGGUUCUCGCCAUGGCCUAGAACAGUACCUGUCCAGAUUUGAAGAAGCAAUGAAGCUAAGGAAACAGCUGAUUAGUGAAAAACCCAAUCAAGAGGAUGGAAAUACAACAGAAGAAUUUGACUCUUUCCGAAUAUUUAGAUUGGUGGGAUGUGCUCUUCUUGCCCUUGGAGUCAGAGCUUUUGUUUGCAAAUAUUUGUCUAUAUUUGCUCCAUUUCUUACUUUACAACUUGCAUAUAUGGGACUAUACAAAUAUUUUCCCAAGGGUGAAAAGAAGAUAAAGACCACAGUACUAACAGCAGCACUUCUAUUAUCUGGAAUUCCUGCCGAAGUGAUAAAUCGAUCAAUGGAUACCUACAGCAAAAUGGGCGAAGUUUUCACAGAUCUCUGUGUCUACUUUUUCACUUUUAUCUUUUGUCAUGAACUGCUUGAAUAUUGGAGCUCUGAAGUACCGUGAAGACUGCAGAACUCAGAAGGAGAAGCUUGCAGAAAACCGGUUUCUCUUCUAUAUUUCAGUGUCCCAAAGGAGGCAAAUCAGUUUACACCUUUAUGUAAUUCUUUUACUUUGUAAGGAUUGUAAAGCUACUUGAUUAGGAAUGGAAUGGCAGGUCCUCUGAUUUAAAGGGUUGAGUUUGUAUUAAUACUGAUGUGAAAAAUAGGGCACCAGUGUCAUUAACUGAUUCUUCUUGUUUAAUUAAUCCCUAGCGUACACCUUUCCCUAACUGCUCAGAUUUGUAAUUCUUCUUUGGGGGGCUGAGCUAGUGCUUUGAGGGAGCAGAGGAACAUGGUCUCAGCCAGCCCCUUGUAAUUGGGGACUGCAUCUUGUAUUUGUGUUGUUCUGUCCUGAGAAAUGGAGCCAUCUUAAAAAUAAAAUGAAAGAAACUGAAUUGUC